This is a messenger RNA of Dacryopinax primogenitus, 405 nucleotides long. RefSeq lists its product as uncharacterized. The coding region runs from base 1 to 405 and encodes 134 amino acids. NCBI's taxonomy places the organism in Eukaryota, Fungi, Basidiomycota, Dacrymycetes, Dacrymycetales, Dacrymycetaceae. The transcript is spliced from 2 exons. The record is from RefSeq and is a predicted model, not a curated record.
AUGCCCAGUGCAACCGAACCCAAUCUCAUCCUGGACGGAUACGCGCUUGACGUCGUCGCUUGGCAACGGUGGAUCGACUUUCACCCGCAGGUGGGCGGCAAGCGCGAUUUGUCGACGCUGCUGGCACUCACCUCUCAUCGAGUGAACUCGACGCCCGGCGGCACGAAGAUCAACCUGUAUCCUCUGCACGGUGAGGAUGUCGAUGGGAACGAGGUGGUGGUUGGCCUGUUGUUUGUGCCGCCCACGUCGAGGGGAGACGGCAAGGAGACAGCGGAGCACAAAGAAUUGAUGAACCGUGUGCUGGCGGGUUCAUCACUGAAGUGGAGCGAUUUGAAGUGGAUCAAUGCCGAGGCAUUGAUGGAUCGUGAUGCGGGGUCAUGGGCUUCUGGCCCGCGUGGCACAUAG